AUGGACAUCCCGAUGGAAAACGAUUCUGACCCCCCAUUGGGAAAGGGUUCCGACACCCCGAUGGAUAUGGGCGACGAUUUCGACAUCCCAAUGCGCGACCGCUCCUCCUCCACUAUUAGCAACUCCAGCAGCUCCGCCAACAUUAGCGACGCCUCCUUCACGCCUUCCAUAGCUAGCAACAAUAGCGGCUGCACGACCCCUCCCCAUGCCACCGGCCGGUCGGAUGACGUGCCCCAGCGCCCCGGGCGUCGAGCCGUCGUCACACAGGUAGGUCCCAUUCGACCUCUCUUCCUCACAGAGCCUUCGGUCCCACUACCACUGACCGUAGGCAUAGAACUCGAGAUGCUCCUCGUAUACGACCUCAAGGCCACGAAUAUGGACUAUGGCGAUCAUGACGCCAUACUGAUGAUGGUCAUCAAAGCGCUAUCGAGUGCGGGGGUCAACGCGUGCCAUGAGUGGGACACUUUAGACCUCCAUGAGGGCGACUCGGCCAAAUACGCGCGCUGGGGGGUCGGGGUGGACAUGUCUGCAGGUGACGCGCAUCCCGCGUAUGAUUCGGAUCAAGGGUGCCUCUGCAGGUCGGAAAAGCGAGCAUGGGGCUGCACGGAUUUCAUGGAUUACCACCGGCGUAGGGACGAGUACGGCUUUCUCGGGUUGGAGCUGAAGAGCCCGAAGUACGCGUUGGAUGGCGGCGACGAUUGGCGGGAUGACGUGCGGCGCACGUUGAAAGUGCUGCAUGGGCAUUUCGACGACCGCGCGUCCGGCGACUGUUUCCGACUGUACCAGCACGACACGACGGGGGUCCACGUCCACGUGGGGGUGGGGACGCAGACAGAGAGGCACAGGCUGCCGCUGGAGUCAGUCAAGAGCUUCAUGCAGCUGGUGACGGGCUUCGAGCGCAUCACCGACGAGCUACAUGCAACCACGCGUUUCGACUCUCGCGCUCAGUAUUGCGCGCCGCCAUCGCAGCACUACAGGUGGAUAAUCCCGCAGUGGUUGAGAGGCAGAGACCACGUGGAAGCCGUCGACGACGCCAAUGCUGUGGUUCGUGCCCGCUACGAUAACGGAGAAACGUGCGAAAUGGACAAUUCUGUGGUCCGUUGGUGUCAGGAGAUCGAAAAGAUUGGGGAGUUGAAUGAUAUCGAGGGAUACGAGAACCGCGAGACUGCAUACAACCUCCAGAACCUGGACGUUGACGCUGAUGGCAACUUCUGCGGAGACUGCAAGGGGACCAUCGAGUUCAGACAACAUCGCGGCACGACGGAUGCCGAUGAGAUCUUCGCGUGGGUCGAGGUGGUGACAAGUAUGGUACGCUUCGCACACACGACGGCCUUGACGGGCAGCAUGCUGUCGAUUGUCAAGCAGCAUGUGUAUGAUCCGGCCAUGGGCCUCGGCGGGUUCCUGCACAUGAUUGGGGUGGCUGACAAGACAGUCGACUACUACAGCAAGCACGUGGAGAAGCCGGCGGCGAGUGAACUGCCCGGGUCGCGGCUAACGCCGCUGACAAGCGAUCUCGCGCGGCGGCGGCAGCAGCAGAAGGACCCGGCCCAAGUCAUGCGGGCCAUCCUGCUACGCCUCGCCUCAGGCGAUUACGGAGUGCCAAUUGAGGUGAGCAGACAGCUUGUACGGGAGAAGUACCCGCCGGUCGACGCAGCACCGCCGGACUACAAGUGGAAGUGUGAACCGCCCGAAAUGUUUCCUUUGAAGUACUAG
Molecule: messenger RNA, 1713 nt
Organism: Diplodia corticola
Lineage: Eukaryota; Fungi; Ascomycota; Dothideomycetes; Botryosphaeriales; Botryosphaeriaceae
Product: amidoligase enzyme
Exons: 1
Coding region: 1-1713 (570 amino acids)
Source: RefSeq, a predicted model, not a curated record